UUGGAAAUUCAUUCAAAUCGAACGAACUAAGUAGGCGGCGCUUUUUAGAUCACAGCUACUGUCGAUACAGUUUCUCAUUCAUCUCCGACGCCUCGACCUGAUCACAAGACGUUAGCAUACGGAAGUAAUAAGGAAAUCGUAAAAAAAUCGAGUAAAAUGAAUUUCUAUCUGGAGCACAUUUUGACUGGCGACAAGAUGUACUUGAUCCGCGGAGACAACACCCUAGGUCGGAAUGCAUCCUGCACCUGGAUCAUGAACUACGAAUACGUGUCGCGGUUCCAUGCAGUGAUGGUGGUUAAACGCAAAACUCUUUUCAUCAAGGAGCUGGAUGCUCGCAAUGGUGUCUUUCUAAACUACAGCCGUAUCGGCAGUGAAUUGCACGAAGUUUUCGUGGGCGAUGAUAUAUCAUUUGGCGUCGAAAUUGAUCCUAUGGUGGAACAGGAAUUACCAAUCACCUUUGGUAUCUUCACCGUCAAGGCGGAGCCGGCUCCGCUUGCUAUUCUAGAUCUGAAAAAACGCAAUAACGGAGACAGGGCUCCGCCAACCAACAACCCUCCAAUCAAAGUCGUGGCCCAACCCCCCAACACCGCCACCAACCCCAAAUCCAACCCCAACCCCUCCAAAAUCGGGAACACCGUCGCUUGCUAUUAG
This is a messenger RNA of Drosophila bipectinata, 651 nucleotides long. RefSeq lists its product as uncharacterized. Lineage: Eukaryota; Metazoa; Arthropoda; Insecta; Diptera; Drosophilidae. The record is from RefSeq and is a predicted model, not a curated record. Gene Ontology annotation, molecular function: protein binding.